GCCUGUGUUGAGAUGCCACACUGAAGCUUCUUGCACAGAAGGGAGAUCAACUGGAAAAAAUGAGUGUUGACAGCAGUUCUCCACUGUGAGGAACAGGGUAGUAGCAGGAGCGGGCGAGUGAGGAGAGGGAGGAGGGAGCGAGAGUCUGAUAGAGAGAGAGAAAGAGAGAGAGAGCGACCUGAGCACUGAGACCCAGCCUCAGCCUCUAUUGUGGUAAGCAGGCAAGGGAAGGCGAAUAAGAAACGGAUUUUAAACCCAAAGGCGCAACCCUGGUCACUGCUGUGGAGACCCCCGAAUCCGGUGGACAAGGCAACAUGGAGGAGGAUAUGGAUGAAGGACAGACCCAGAAGGGAUGUAUGGAGUGUUGUCUGAAGUGUCUAGGCGGGAUCCCUUAUCCAUCUCUGAUUGCCACUAUCCUGCUGUAUGCUGGGGUGGCACUUUUCUGUGGAUGUGGUCAUGAAGCUCUGUCUGGAACGGUCACUAUCCUUCAAAACUACUUUGAGGUGAUCAGGGCACCUGAAGAUGCCUUGGAUGUCUUUACGAUCAUUGACAUCAUUAAGUAUGUGAUCUAUGGCAUUGCCUCUGCAUUUUUCGUGUAUGGCAUUCUUCUGAUGGUAGAAGGCUUCUUCACCAGUGGAGCCAUCAAGGACCUGUAUGGAGACUUCAAGAUCACCACCUGUGGACGCUGCGUCAGUGCAUGGUUUAUCAUGCUGACCUACAUCUUCAUGUUGGCUUGGCUGGGCGUGACAGCAUUCACCUCUUUGCCUGUCUUCGUGUAUUUCAACAUCUGGACCAUCUGCCAAAACACGACUGUUCCAGGGGGAGCAAAUUUAUGUUUUGACCCACGCCAGUAUGGUAUUGUGUCCCUCGGAGAGGAGAAGACUAUAUGUGCAACAACAGAUAAGUUCUUGAAAUUGUGUGACUCAAAUGAGCUGGAUAUGACUUUCCAUCUGUUUGUCUGUGCAUUGGCUGGGGCUGGAGCAGCAGUCAUUGCAAUGAUCCACUAUCUGAUGGUCCUGUCUGCCAACUGGGCCUAUGUGAAGGACGCAUGUAAAAUGCAAAAAUACGAAGACUGCAAGUCCAAGGAGGAGCAGGAGCUGCAUGAUAUCCACUCUACGCGCUCCAAGGAAAGGCUUAAUGCCUACACAUAAGACAGGAAGCAGCGGCAGGGGCGAGAGGACCCUCAGUGCCUUCACUUCCUGUUAAAGGGAGUUUUGGCACUGGUGCAGUCCAGGUGGUGUGUCAAACGAUGAACCCCAUGGCCAACCCAUUACCUCUCGCACAAUUAUUAUUAUUAUUAUUAUUAUUAUUAUUAUUAUUAUUAUUAUUAUUAUUAUUAUUAUUAUUAUUAUUAUUAUUAUUAUGUAGUGCUAGCAGUAGUGUUGUAGGUUUUUUCACAUUAUUGUAUUUCAGUUUUUAAGAAAUUGUGAAGAUUUUUUUCCACCACAAAAAAAAAACAUUUUUCUUUUUAAACUAAAUUUAACAUUAACGCAUAAAACAUUCUUAUGUAGAUGGGUGGUUUUGGGGGUAAAAAGCACAUUUUUCAUAUGUGUUUGUCUCUUAUGGUCUCAUUAUCAAGGACUUAAAGCAUGACAACAUUUUGGUAAAAAAUAAAUAAUCCUUUCUCUCUCUCUCUUUCUCUCUCUCCCUCUCUUUUCUCCGUCUUUUUUUAUUUGUUAGAAGGUAUAAAGCCCGACACCAGCAGAUGGCAUAAUCAUUCUGCAUUAUUUUGGUAAAAGAAAACUCAAAACUGAGAAAGACAAAAAACAAAAUUAAGAUAUAACAGAUGUAUCAUAAAGUGUUUAUUUAUUAUUUUUCUACAAAUGUCAUUGCAUAUCUUAUCAAGAUGAAUACAUAAUGGUUAUUAUUUGCUUGCUGUGCUAGUCAAAUGUUCAGGUAGUCCUCAGUGUGCCAGUGGGUGGCAUUGUUACUUCUCUGAGAGGGAGAGGAACAGGGCUACUUGUGAUCACUAUUUAAGCUUUUACAAUCUACCAGACUCCCUCUUCGAUAACAAUGCAACUCUCCCUUUACUGGCGGCAAGCUACAUAUGCACAAGCCUACAGCGUUAUGACCCCCACUUUUUGCUUUUCUAUAUAGAUGUAGACACAGUUAACAGGGUUUUAAUUUGACCACUUUUGUAUAUAGUCAUUCUGUAAAUGUAUGUACUUGUACGUUAGCACUUAAACUUCAGGUGAAAUCGUAUUAGAUUGACAAAACACAUUCCAUGACAGGAUAGGGUGGGGAGAGGGAGGGUAUUUCUUUUAAAAACCUAAGAAUAAAGGCAGAGGAGAAGCAAAAUCCAGGCGACACAUUAAUGUUUUAUGACAGAUAACGUAUUUUAGUGGGGAAUGAAAACAAUAUUUAAAGAGCUUAUAAUAGUAUCUUGAUGACAGUACAGUUACUCGUUGUCUUGCUAACAAGUCAUUAUAAUAUUGGACAAUGGAGAUGUCUUAUUCUUUCAAUGCCUGGCAAGUCAUGUUAUGUCAGUGUUUCUAAAAGAUAGUUUUGUGCACUUAUUUGACCAUUUUGUGAGCUCUUUCUCGGUGUAAGUGCAUUGGGAUAUCAACUGCAGAGUCAGGUCCCUGUAAUGUUAGGUAAAGACUGUGAACCUAAGUGUUAUUUGUGGCAUGGUCAUGCAUUCAAUGGUAAUCGUUUAACUGGAUCGAAAAUAAAUAAAUAAAUAAUGAUAUGGGUAAAAAUCAAAAAGAAAAAAAACAUUUCACCCUUUUAUGACUUUGUUAUAUGCGACUGUCUUGCUGGGUCAUCCCCUUCUUCAUAAUGUGCAGUAAUUUGAAUUAUAUGCUGAAUACAUUAAGCUGAAACUCCUUCUCUUUGAUGGUAGUGCUUGAUUUGUGCCUGUUUACGUUGUGGUGACCCUCUCUAACUCCUCCUGAGUCUCACAGUUACUAUUACUAUUGCUUGUUGAGCCCCUAACUUGAUGCUUUCUCUGUACCCUCACCUCUCUUUCUCUCUCUCUCUCUCUCAAUCUCUCUGUCCCAGUAUUAGUCUUUUGUACUUUCACUAAAGAAUGCUUAGUAGCCAGCUAUACCAUUAAUUUGUUUUGUACAUAAAUGUGCCAACCGCUUGACAGUGGCUUUUCUGAUCUGUAGGGACAAACUGCUUGCAUAAAUAAAAUACACUGGUGUACUUGUUAAUAAA
Messenger RNA from Misgurnus anguillicaudatus (oriental weatherfish), 3159 nucleotides. RefSeq names its product glycoprotein M6Aa (gene gpm6aa). Gene Ontology annotation, cellular component: plasma membrane; filopodium; axonal growth cone. Lineage: Eukaryota; Metazoa; Chordata; Actinopteri; Cypriniformes; Cobitidae. Gene Ontology annotation, biological process: neuron projection development. The record is from RefSeq and is a predicted model, not a curated record.